AUGCCAAACAUCAUUAUGGUUUAUGUCAUGCUUGUUGGGAUCACAUUGGUUAUUCCUAGUUCAAACGAAACAUUAGGAGUAUUGAUACUAAAAUCUCCCGGAUUUUUCCCACAAGCUUAUUGGUAUUGGAUUGGAGUUGGAGCUUUGAUUGGUUAUGUUUUUCUAUUUAACUUUUUUUUCGCCUUGGCUUUGCAUUAUCUCAGUCCAUUCAGAAAGGAUCAAGCAGGUUUGUCCCAAGAGAAAUUGCAAGAGAGAAAUGCUUCAACAGCUGAUUUUGAUGAUAAAUCCGAUACAAUGAUGGACGAAGCAGUUGGCGAAAAUAAAGCUAGCAGUAUAGGAAGGAAAGGAAUGGUUCUUCCUUUUGAACCUCUAUCCCUCACUUUUGAUGAUAUCAGAUAUUCUGUUGACAUGCCACAGGAAAUGAAAAAUCAAGGAGUUUGCGAGGAUCGUCUCGAGCUUUUGAAGGGUAUCAGUGGUGCAUUUAGGCCUGGAGUACUAACAGCUUUAAUAGGCGUAAGUGGUGCGGGAAAGACUACUCUAAUGGAUGUUUUAGCUGGGAGAAAAACUAGUGGUUACAUUGAAGGAAGCAUCACAAUCUCUGGCUAUCCAAAGAACCAAAUGACAUUCGCACGCAUAUCAGGAUAUUGCGAACAAUUUGAUAUCCAUUCACCCAAUGUUACGAUUUAUGAAUCUUUGCUAUAUUCUGCAUGGCUUCGUUUAUCGCCUGAAGUCGAUCAUGCAACUAGAAAGAUGUUUAUUAAGGAAGUUAUGGAGCUAGUAGAACUUAAGUCAUUAAGAGAAGCACUUGUUGGAUAUCCUGGCGAGAACGGACUUUCAACCGAACAACAUAAGAGACUUACAAUUGCGGUUGAACUUGUGGCGAAUCCAUCAAUAAUAUUAAUGGAUGAGCCGACCUCCGGCUUUGAUGCUAGAGCAGCUGCUAUAGUAAUGAGAACAGUGAGGAACACCGUGGACACAGGACGUACCGUGGUUUGCACGAUCCAUCAGCCGAGUAUCGACAUUUUUGACGCGUUUGAUGAGCUUCUACUUCUGAAAUCGGGUGGCGAGCAGAUAUAUGCUGGUCCAAUAGGCGCCCAAUGUUUCGAUCUAAUCGAGUACUUCGAGGCUAUUCAAGGAGUUCCUAAGAUCAAAGAUGGUUAUAAUCCUGCAACAUGGAUGUUGGAAGUUACAUCAGCAGGAUCAGAAGCAAAUCUUAAACUCAACUUCACUGAUGUGCACAAUAACUCAGAACUACACAGGAGAAAUAAACAGUUGAUUCAGCAGCUCAGUGCUCCUUCUCAAGAUUCAGAAGAUCUAUACUUUGAUGCUCAAUAUUCACAAACUUUUAUGGCACAAUGUAUAGCUUGUCUAUGA
Molecule: messenger RNA, 1374 nt
Organism: Lathyrus sativus (Indian pea)
Lineage: Eukaryota; Viridiplantae; Streptophyta; Magnoliopsida; Fabales; Fabaceae
Source: the annotation of a GenBank genome assembly